AUGGCCGGUAUACUGUUGAACGGGCGGCAACGCACGCUUAAUUCAGCCGCUGACGACGAAGACGACUUUCUUCUCGCCAUCCAGCAUCAACGCGCUGCCGAGCGUUUUAGGGAGCAGAUUCGCCUCGAGAGAGACUCGAUCGUCGUGGUGGUGAGGCACCAUCUACGCUUGCGCCGCGGUGACAGCUGUGCCGUUCUCCCGUCAGACUCAUGGAUUCAAGGUGGCUUCAACCUCUGUGUCCUCGUCGACGUUCGGUCCCGGGCCUCGUCCGAGUCUCGUCGCGUCGUCUUCCGCUGCCCGAUGCCUCACAAGCUCGCCGAGCAACACCACCCCGGCACCAUUGAUGAGAAGGUUUCUUGCGAGGCGGCGGUUUACGCCUGGAUGCAAGCUCACUGUACCGAUAUCCGUAUCCCGUACCUCUAUGCCUUUGGUUUUGCAGGUGGAAGCCAGUUUGCCCACAUCAGUCAAUGGCCAUGGUAUUUUCGCCUCUGGCAUUCCCUUAAGAGACUCACAUAUCUUCUCCUUGGUUAUGCCCUAUUGUCAAACUACACGCGAGUCCCAUGCACGCCGGCGGUGAACACUGCCUAUAUGCUCCUGGAGUACAUUGGGCCUGAGACCGGCCAAAUGCUCUCAGCGACCUGGGCACAACAUCGCCACGACUCUAACCGCCGUGCGCGGCUGUUUCAUGGCAUCGCACGUACGAUGCUUUCGCUGGCUCGUCUCCCGCAACCGCACAUUGGGUCUUUCAAGUUCAACCAGAGUGACGGGACAAUUACGCUCACAAACCGUCCGCUGAUAUCCACCAUGAUGAUCUUUGAAAACAGCAGGACACCACGAAACAUACAGCCUCGCCAACUCUACCAAAGCCCCGUCGCCUUCGCCUACGACAUGCUCACCCUGCACGAUAACUACUUCCUCCACUACGCCCACGCCAUUCGCGAUGAUGAGGAAGCCCGCGAGCGCAUUACCAUCCGGACGCUACUCCGGACAGUCAUGCACCACUUCAUGAUUCCGGAACGCCAGAACGGGCCAUUCCUCCUACAACCUACCGAUCUCCAUCAGAGCAACAUUUUUGUAGACGAGGAGUGGAACGUCACUUGUCUGAUCGAUCUCGAGUGGAUUUGCUCGCUGCCAGCGGAAAUGCUAGCCGUACCGUACUGGUUGACAAGUUGUAGUAUCGACAACAUCAUCAACGAUGAGUAUAAGCAGUUUGACGAAGCGCGGCAGGCAUUCUUGGCCGCAAUGGAAGAGGAGAUGAUAACUAUCCCUCCGGCACAUGACAUUCCGAUUACACGGACGAUGCUGAACACAUGGGUUUCUAAGGCAGUGUGGUUCUGGGCUUGCAUCAGGUCACUCAACGGCUGGCUCUUUCUCUUCGAGGAUCAUAUUGCGCCCAAGUUCUGCGACAACAGAGAUGUGAUUUCGGAUCUAAAGCAGACUUCAGCUUUCUGGAGGGAAGAUAUCGACACGAUUGUGAAAGCUAAGGUCGAAGAUGAGGAGCGGUAUCAGGCAAAACUCCGCUCCCUCUUUUCUAGCUGA
Molecule: messenger RNA, 1539 nt
Organism: Dichotomopilus funicola
Lineage: Eukaryota; Fungi; Ascomycota; Sordariomycetes; Sordariales; Chaetomiaceae
Exons: 2
Coding region: 1-1539 (512 amino acids)
Source: RefSeq, a predicted model, not a curated record